UACUAGAAAUCACUAUACAAAAAUUCGUUCUGGAAAGAUAAACUAGACGUUUUUUGUUUUGUGACGAAGAAGUUCAUUCUACCUCGUGCUUGGUUUAGGAAAACCAUUUUGCGGGUAUUACGGAUUCAAAUAAUAAAAAGGACGAUAGUAAUUAAAAUGAAUGGAAUUAUAAGAAAUACAUUGCGUUCGUCGAUAAUUAAAAAUUUAUUUUCGACAACUUCAAGUACAGGAAUUACAUGUAAUCAAUUAAGAACACUAUGGAAUGUUUCUCGACAAACUCAAAUUACAUCUAUUGUUCCGGUAAAACUAUUUAACCAUCAAAAUGUUUUUUGUAAUUACAAUUGUUGCAGGAAUUCUCACUCAAAAGCUGAAAAAGAGCUUGUAGAAUUCUUAGCAGAAGAAAUUAUAGCAGAAAAGAAGGCACAAAAACUAAAAACUAUUCCCACUGAAUUAGAUGGAUUUAAAGUAUCACUUGAUGGUGCAGAUGUUAAUUUAGAAAAGAAGCAAGAUAAUGAAAUAAUCAGGAUUUCAUUUAAUAUAAAUCAUACAGUUGAUUCUGAAUCUGAACCCAAUAUUGAAAUGACAAAUGAUAAUCCAGAUAUUGGUGAUAUGAAAAGUAAACCAUCUUUCACAAUAGAUAUAAUAAGAGGAAAUCAAACUCUUGGAUUCACUUGUUCUUUUAAUAAUGAACCUGGUGCAUCAGGUGCUAAUGAAAGCUAUAAUGAUAUUUUUGGUAUAGAUGAAAUCACUUUAUAUACAGGAGAACAUACUGACAAAGUAUAUGCUGUUGCAGGUGAAAUUAUUGAUGGAUAUCUAUAUGAUUUAUUGAUGAACUAUCUUGAAGAAAAAGGCAUUUCAAAUGAAUUUGCAGAAAAAUUAAUUGAUCUUAGUACAAGUUAUGAACAUACAGCAUAUGUUAGUUUGUUAGAAGGCCUUUCAAAAUUCACAUCUGGAAAGUAAUGUUCGUAACUUCUAUUAUAUUUAUAAUUUAUUAGGUAUAGAAUACGUUUAUAUAAAAAUAUGUUUAUAAUAAAUAUAUGUAAUAUUCUAAUAUGCUUUUUUUGUCGAAAUUUUCUUUUUGAAAAUAAAUUACAUGUCACAUCCA
Messenger RNA from Apis florea (little honeybee), 1105 nucleotides. It is a transcript of the gene P32, whose product is annotated as complement C1q binding protein P32. Gene Ontology annotation, cellular component: mitochondrial matrix. Lineage: Eukaryota; Metazoa; Arthropoda; Insecta; Hymenoptera; Apidae. The record is from RefSeq and is a predicted model, not a curated record. Gene Ontology annotation, biological process: cytosolic ribosome assembly.